This is a messenger RNA of Micromonas commoda, 2055 nucleotides long. RefSeq lists its product with no specific name. The transcript has a single exon. The record is from RefSeq and is a predicted model, not a curated record. Lineage: Eukaryota; Viridiplantae; Chlorophyta; Mamiellophyceae; Mamiellales; Mamiellaceae. Gene Ontology annotation, molecular function: S-adenosylmethionine-dependent methyltransferase activity. Bases 1 to 2055 code for a protein of 684 amino acids.
AUGGGUAACAGCGUGGGGAAAGAGGCGACGGUUCAGGAGAGCGUCGCGGGCGAUACCGGGCGGCCGCCGCGGAAAGAGCACGAGGCGACGCGCGGAUCCGCCGCCGCCGACGAGAGGAGGACGACCGAGGACUCCCCGACUCUCGUCAGCGGCCUGCGCCUCGUCGAGGGCAUCGUCGACACGUCGGGAUCCCCGUCGGAGCACGAUAUCCUCGUGGCGUGGAUCCGCGGCACGCUCGAGCGCGGCCGAGCGGGCGAACUCCCCGGCAACACCUACGCGCCCAUCCCGGAGAAGUGGCGCAAGCGCAACCAGAGCCGCGAGAUGCUCCAGUUCGGCACGUACACGCACAGCAACCGCGUGGAGACCCACGUCCCGGUCGCGCCCUUACCCCCCGAGCUCGACGCCGUCGUCGACGCGCUCAUCGCCCGCGGGGCGCUCACCGAGCUUCAACGACCGGACUCCUGCACCAUCAACCUGUACGGCCCGGGCCAGUGGAUCCCUCCGCACAUCGACAACCCCGCGUUCGACCGACCGUUCGUCACCGUCUCGCUGUGCUCCGAGCAGCCGAUGGUGCUGGGCCGGGGGAUGGUCUGGCCCGAAGGCGGUCGAGGGCCGUGUGGUGACGACGAACGGCUCAACGAGGAGCACGCGCUGUCGCUCCCGGUGGGAUCCGCCGUCGUCGUCGAGGGCGAAGCCGCCGACGAGUACGAACACGCCGUGCCGCCGGUGACGGCCGAGCGCAUAUCCCUCACGUUCAGGCGACGGGGGCGACCGGGGCGGGAGAUGGACGAGAGGACGGAGCGCGCGGAGCGGUGCAGACGGCGGUGCAGGGACGUGCGCGGGGCGAUCGUCGCGGCGGCGGAGGCGCGGGCGGGGGGCGUUCGUCGAGGGUUCGGACCGGUGGGUCCAAUCGGCGCCAUAGGCCGGGUGGGACCGCCACCGGCGAAACCGGCGGGUCGGCGCGAGGGAAGCGUGAUCAAGAAGCCGAUGGACGACGACGCGGAGGAUGUCGUCGGAGGCGGGGUGUUGAGCAAGAACGCGGCGAAGAAGGAGGCCAGGAAGGCGGCCAAGGCGGCGGCCAAGGAGCGAGCCCGGAAGGCCAAGCCGACGACGACGGCCGUCGACGGCACCGUGUUCGAGAGGAAGGAGAAGGUUCGCUCGUGUCCCGCCUGCCCGCCGGAUCUCCUCCCGCCGACGACGAGCGAUGCGAACGAAUCUCAGUGUGCAGACGCCAGCUGUGUCGCCCCCCCUAUGUAUGGGGAGGACGCCGGCGUGCCCGUCGCCGAGGCGCUUCCCUCGGUGGAGCGCGUUCACGUGCAGCGCGUGUACGACGCAGUGGCGACGCAGUGGCACGGCACCAGGUACAGGGCCUGGAGCGGGGUGGAGGACUUCGUUCGUCGCGUCGUCCAACCCGGGUCCCUCGUCGCCGACGUGGGGUGCGGCAACGGCAAGAACCUGCCGGAGGUUGAAUCCCUCGGCGGGUUCGGCGUGGGUUGCGAUUUUUCCGUCGGGUUGCUCGAGAUCUGCGCCGUCGAGCGCGGGCUCGAGGUUUUCGCCGGCGACGCCACGUGCCUGCCCCUGCGAUCGAGAUCGUUCGACGUCGCGCUCAACAUCGCGGUGCUUCACCACGUGUCCAGCGAACCCAGGCGGCGUAAGCUGGUCACCGAGACCAUGCGACUGUUGACCGUGGGCGGGACGGCGCUGUUCUACGCGUGGGCGCUGGAGCAGGCGGACGGCGGCGUGAGCGGGCACCACUUCGAGUCGCAGGACGUCCUCGUGCCCUUUCACAAGAAGGCUGGCGUGCAGGGUAAGGUGGUGGUCACCGGCGGGAGUGGUUCGGGGGAGAAGGAGGGAGAGGAGACGCGGGCGGGCGGAGCCGCGGGCGAGGACGACGACGGGGACCCGACCGCGCCGAGGGUGUAUCAGCGGUACUGCCACGUGUACAAGGAGGGCGAGCUGGAGACGUUGUUCGAGCACAUCAAGUCGUGGGUCAAAGUGAACCGCGUGUACUUCGACUGCGGCAACUGGUGCGUGGAGGCUGAGCGGAUAGCGUAG